Molecule: messenger RNA, 1091 nt
Organism: Dioscorea cayenensis subsp. rotundata (Guinea yam)
Lineage: Eukaryota; Viridiplantae; Streptophyta; Magnoliopsida; Dioscoreales; Dioscoreaceae
Product: gibberellin 2-beta-dioxygenase 6-like
Biological process (GO): response to light stimulus; gibberellin catabolic process
Source: RefSeq, a predicted model, not a curated record
UUGAGGUAUAUAUAUAUAUAUAUAUAUAUAUAUAAAUAGAGUCAUGGUGGUGGCAAGCUUAGAGUUAGAAGGAAGAGGAGUAGAUGAUCAGAUAAGUAAAAGUAGUAGUAUACCAGUAAUAGACUUAUUAUCAUCAUCAUGGAAAUUAGGAAGAAGAGAGCAAUUAGUGAGUAAAGAAAUAGUGAAGGCAAGUGAGAAGUAUGGAAUAUUCAAAGUGGUGAAUCAUGGAGUGGGAAUGGAUGUGGUUGAGAGAAUGGAGGAGAAAGGGAUGGAGUUCUUUAGUUUGCCAGAGAAUGAGAAGCAUAAAGCUGGACCUCCAAAUCCAGUUGGAUAUGGAGUUAGGAGUAUUGGCUUUAAUGGUGAUAUGGGUGAUUUGGAGUACCUUCUUCUCCAUACUAAUCCUUCUUCUCUUGCUCACAAAGCCAGAACCAUUUGCAAGUCCAAUCCAAAUUCCUUCAGCUAUGUGGUGAAUGAGUAUGUGGAGGAGGUGAGAGACCUGGCUUGCCAAAUCCUUGAUAUGCUGGCUCUAGGGUUAGGGUUAGAAAAUUACCAAGAAUUAAGCAGGUUGUUGAGAGACUCUGAGAAUGACUCUUUGUUAAGGCUUAACUACUAUCCUACUUCCUACAAUGCUCGAGUCCGGGUCGGAUUUGGUGAACACUCGGAUCCUCAGCUGCUCACUGUUCUUCGGUCAAAUAAUGUUUCUGGCUUACAAAUUGUUACCGACUCUUUCAAUGGUGAGACUUGGGUCUCUAUCCCUCCUGAUCCUACCGCAUUUUAUAUCAUCAUCGGUGAUGUCCUUCAGGCGAUAACAAAUGGAAGGUUGAAAAGUGUGAGACAUAGAGUGAUAACAAACCCUCAAAGUUCAAGACUCUCGAUGAUGUAUUUUGGAGCACCGCCUCUACAUGCAGUUAUCCGGCCAUUGCCAGAGAUGGUCUCGCCGGAAUGUCCCCGGAAAUACAGAGCAUUCACUUGGGGCGAGUUCAAGAAGGCAAUGUACUCGUUAAGACUUGGUUACAACCGGCUUGAUCUUUAUAGAUUGGAUCAUAAUGCACAAUGACAUCUUGUUGUUGUGAUUGAGACCUUUUAACACA